GUAAAAUAGCUACACCCAUGUGUCACACGCGAAUUAGAAGGUAUGACCGCUAUGGGAGGAUUUAUUUUACGGCACAAAUCGUGAUGUUAAUAAUGUUUUGAAGAGGAACAUUUGAUGGUUUUGAUAAGGUCAUGGCUCGGGUUGUGAAAGUGUUUGUGACUCUGCGGAAUCAUUGGAAGAAGUCCACUGUUGCUGCACUUGCGCUUUCAUACGGUGGCAACUGGCUGUAUGGUAAACACUGUGAUAAUCUGCUGCGAAGAGAAGCUUGUCUGGCGGCAAGGCAAUUUGGACGUCAGCAGAUAGCACCCCAGGAGCAACCGAAGAAAGCCACUGUCAUUUUAAAUCCAGCAGCUUGCAGUGGGAAAGCCAACAACUUAUUUGAGAAGAAUGCUGCCCCUAUAUUACACCUUGCUGGUGUCGAGGUGACACUAGUAAAGACAGAUUACGAAGGCCAGGCAAAGAAGUUGAUGGAGCUGAUGGAGCAAACAGACAUGCUGAUUGUGGCUGGAGGAGAUGGCACUCUGCAGGAGGUCAUCACUGGCAUGCUGCGCAGGGCUGAUCAGGAUUCAUUUAGUAAAACCCCCAUAGGAUUCAUCCCACUGGGGUCCCACAAUUCCCUGAGUGAGAGCCUACACAUCCUUAGUGACAAUCAGGUGAAACACAUCACCUCAGCAACUCUGUCUAUUCUUCAAGGAGAAACGGUACCUCUCGAUGUACUGCAGAUCCAGGGAGAAAAAGAGCAGCCAGUGUUUGCCCUGAUGGGUCUGCAGUGGGGGGCCUUCAGAGAUGUGACUACCACCAUCAAAAAGUAUUGGUACCUUGGCCCAUUGAAGACAAAAGCUGCUCAUUGGUUCAGCACGUUACGGGAGUGGCCCCAGGUUCGCAAGGCCUCUGUGUCCUGCCUGGCACCCACUCCUCGCCCCCCUGAUACGCCUGAACAGAAGACUCAGCGUCCCAACCUGUUGUACCGCAUCGUCCACAGACUGAAGAAUUACUGGUAUCCACCAGUUCCAGAGCCUCCCAAAGUGGAGGAGCCAGAGAAGUGGGAAGAGAGGAUGCUGUCUACUUUGGAGCUGUCCAUCCACACCCAGAACAAAAACCCUGUCCAGAAACGAAUCAACGACUCCCUUGUUGUCUGUGCGGAGCCAGACUCCUUCACUGUGGGAGAAUUCAUUACUGCUGGAGAGAAGAAAGUUCAGGAUUCCACCGCAUUCUCAAACAAAUCUCUGAAGCUUGAGGCGAGUGCAUGUCGACUCAGUCUUCCCGAGGAAGGUGCCGGCUUCUACAACAUCGAUAAUGAGGAGUAUGAGGCGGUGCCAGUGGAGGUGAGGCUGUUGCCACGGAAACUGCGCUUCUUCUGCAGUGCGGAACGCAAACAGCAGCUCCUGACACAGGUUCUGUGAGGGACACCGCAGUGGCACCACGAAGGAGGCUGAGGCGCUGAGAGGCCAGCACCUAUACAAUAUAGCUUCGGUUUACAUUGGGAGUAUGUCUGUCUGACAUGACAAUGAGCAGUCGUAAACACAGAGCUGGACCAAUGUAAAACUGUCCACAGUGAAGUCUUGUUGAUACAGUACAUUAAAAUGGGGAUGUUUGCACAAUUAUGGCAGGUGACAGGACCGUGUAUUCUGUGGCUGUUUCCAUGACAAUUAGCUUGUAUCAGCAGGUUUGUUGUUGAUAACUGACUGGUUUACUGCUGAAUAUUCUCAAAAUUGUCUCUUUGUUAAGCUAAACUUAAGAAUCUUAUAAAAUCAUAGUGUGGUCUGUCACAUUUUAAUAACAAUUAGAAUGUACAGUAUCCCAUCGUGCGUGUAUAUAUAGUCACCUCAAGUUUUUGGAGCUCUUGAUAAAGGUGAAGCAAAAAAGGCUUUGUGUUGCCAAACUUGAUCUUGUCAACAACUUGAUCUUACUGCAAGUCAAUGCCUGAAGCAAAGAUCGAAAUCCACAAAUAAAGAAUUGACCACCAAAUCAACAUUGUGCAAUUGCUGUCUCAGUCUGGGCUAAAAUUCUUUGAAGAUGGCAGCCCAUAAUCAGAGACUGUAGAAUCUCAGGGGUCUGGAGAGAUUCUGGAGGACUGGUCUAAGUUCCACUCAAUGUGUACUUUGUCAUUAUAAAACAUAUAGGAAAUGGUUCAGUGUCAUUAUCAUUGCAAGGGGAAGGUGCCCAAGGUAUUGAAAACAAUGGUUGUGUUUAGACUUGAUCCCCAUUAAUAAAGUACAAUAUAUUCCACAUGUGGGACAAUUAUAUCUGA
Molecule: messenger RNA, 2251 nt
Organism: Esox lucius (northern pike)
Lineage: Eukaryota; Metazoa; Chordata; Actinopteri; Esociformes; Esocidae
Gene: agk
Product: acylglycerol kinase
Exons: 14
Coding region: 132-1403 (423 amino acids)
Biological process (GO): protein insertion into mitochondrial inner membrane; ceramide biosynthetic process
Cellular component (GO): TIM22 mitochondrial import inner membrane insertion complex; mitochondrion
Molecular function (GO): ceramide kinase activity; acylglycerol kinase activity; ATP-dependent diacylglycerol kinase activity
Source: RefSeq, a predicted model, not a curated record